Molecule: messenger RNA, 1113 nt
Organism: Fusarium sp. VM40
Lineage: Eukaryota; Fungi; Ascomycota; Sordariomycetes; Hypocreales; Nectriaceae
Source: the annotation of a GenBank genome assembly
AUGAAUGCUGGUACGGGCAGGGCGGGCGUGAUAAGCGCCCAAGAUGAUGCUUCAUCUAUGGACAAGCUGGCGCAUGCUGUACUAGACGAUGUACUUUUCAAUGUUUUGAGCGAUCUAUUGAUGAAAACGCACCGCGAAGAGAAGACGGCUAGAGCCACUACUGCUGCCAUUCGAAUCGAGAAACUGGCGUCCGACGCGUCCGACAGUUCAACACCUGACUCAAAACCAGACGUGCGAAUUGAGACAGAUGCAGCUAUAUACGAGGAUGGAAAAGUGUUGCUCAAGGGCAACCCUCUCAAGACCACGGCUGAAAUUCUUUGCCCCCGAUGUCAUCUACCCCGACUCCUCUAUCCCACCGAUGGAAAAGGCGCUCAAAAUCCCGAUCCUGGUAUCAUAUACUGUAAAAAGCACCCCUAUAUUGAUAAACCCGGAUGCGACAUCUAUGGACAGAGUUGGGUUGGGCCCGGGCCUGGUCGAGGCAAGAAGAAGAAGGACAUGGAAAAGAACAAUAGCGACUCUCCUAUGCCUGAACAGCGACCUCCCAACGUGCUCUCUUUUCCAUCUGCUACCUGCAGCAAGUGCAAGCGCUGCAUUCUCGUCACUCGCCUCAAUAACCACAUGGGUUCUUGCAUUGGAAACAGCGGUCGCAAUGCCAGCAGAGCUGCGGCGCAGAAGUUGAGCAACGGCGGAUCUCAGAACGACCCUACACCACCUUCAUCACAGAAAGCGACACCUGCGCCUGGAUCUCGUGCCGCUAGUCCCAAGAAGCGGGAUGCCAGCGAGGAGGACGAAGAUUCUGAAAACAGUCACAAGAAGAAGAAGCUCAAGCAUACUUCCUCCGUCACCAAGAAGGUGAUUCUUAAGACUAAGCCAAACCUCAAGAAGGAUAAGACCAAGGGCCUGUCGUCUUUGAGCCAGGAGCAGAAGGCUGACUACACCAAUGGCGAUUCAGUGGAGGUGGCUCCUAAGAAGGUUGUGUCUAAGGGCAUCAGUCCUGUUAAGAAGCUUAAGAUGAACAAACCUCAGCUAGGAUCGCCCAAGCCCAAGUCUAAUCUCAUACGUGAGGCCACGGGAGAGUCGGAAUCUUCCGAUACUCUCUCAUCCCCUCAAUAG